UGUUGUUGUUGUGUGGCAGCCGUGACUUGUUGUUGACACAAGGUAAUGAGACAGCCCGCAAUUUGCUUGCAUAAGACAGCAGUAUUACACACACACACACACGUAUACUACACAACACACAGACACUGGCAGCUGCUUUUUAUAGCAUACUUUUGAGUGGUGCACAAAUGCUGCACCUCAGUCUUGUUAGUCAGUGAGCAUCACAACAUGGCCAGCGUUGGAGGCUUGGAUUAUGGCGAUAAGUUGCCACCGGUGGGCAGCGUCACCAGCAGCACUGCUUUGGCUAUACGCAACUCGACAAUUAUAGCACAUCGAUUGUCCAUCUACUUGCCCCAGCUGCUGCUGCCCUCCAGAGAUCCCCAGAAGCUCAUCAUGGAAAUCAAUUGCUAUGUGGCACAGUUUCGUGAGCUACUGAUCUACAUUGGCCAAACCCGAGAUUCGCCCGAGUUGCGCGAGAAGAUUCGACGUCUGCGUCGCAGCUGCGUGGAUGCCUGCAAGCAUUUGGCACAUCUGAUUACGCCACAGCCGCGCCAUUGUCUGGGCAGUCCCAGUGAGCGCAUGCAUCUCUCGCUGCUGUUUCUGCUCACCCAGCAGUUUCGGCAUGAGCUCAUCAAGAGCUAUCGUCUCAUCCAGCUGGUGCCGUACGACAUGACCGACUAUUAUGCACCUGCUCGCACUGCGCCCUCGAAUCUGGGCAAUGUGAUUAGCCAGAUAUUGUUGUGCAAGCAAAUCAAUCCGGACUUUCAGCAAGAGGAACUUUGCAGCAUUAGCAAGGAUGCACAAGAGUUGAGUGAGCUGCUCGACAAGCUGCAAUCACAUUUGCCCAACCCAACUACUGAGACAGCCGAGGAAACCGUCGAGCACUCCGCUGCGGCUGCUGCUGCUGUCUGCCUGAAUGCACCGCCAGCCUGGUAUACACAACAUCGUCGUCGCAGCUGCCUCAGCCGCAGUCGCAGUCUCUGCUGUUGUUUUAUGCCAUCCCAAGCGAGUUCGUUUUGAAUAAAACAGCAAUCCGAAUGGCAAAUCGUAAAUAACUUCAGCCUUAACUUAUCUGCGACGCGCAUGCAGGAAAUUUCGCAUAAAGUUCGCACUUAUAAUGUCGGGAAUUCUCAAUUGUAAAACGCAAAAAAAAUAAGUAGUGCUAUCAGCAGCAAUGAUCAGCGUAACAUUCCGUAGAUUUAAUUAUAUGUAUUUAUUUUACAAUCUAUUGUUUAUUAUUAUUUAUUGUUGCCAUUCAUGAAAUGCACUUCGAUUAUGUUGUAUUUUUAAAUUUUCCACUAAAUUAGGCAGUCGGGCCACAUUUCAUUUUUUAUUUACUCACUCUCGAUACAAGUACUUUCAGCUGUCAUUGUUGAAAACCUGUAGCCAGUCAUAAGGAAGUGAAUGUGGCACACACAAAGCAAUAACAAAUGUGUUUGUUGUCUUGUGUGUGUACCGUUAACGUUGAACGGUGUAACGGUUAAUUAAGGGCAGCUCAAAGAUUUAUAUUAAAAUUUCUCUCUCUUAAUCCCAAUUACCUCAUAAAUAUAGCCAGCCAGCCACGUUGCCUGUUGUCAGUUGCCAUCUGCUGCCGGUUGUUGCCAAGUCAUGAAGUGGAAGAGAGCGAAGGCAGAUGUUUGCGUGUUCCACAUUUGAUGUAACGUCGACAGCACUUGUUGUUAUCACUUGAUAAGGACGUAAUCCCCAAUUGCCGGUCUAGUAUUUGAUUAGAUGAUAGUACAAACCCCAUUCACAGGCCCCCCUAAAAGCGAGUUAGUUACGAGUAGAUGUAGGAAAUACACAAGAUUUUGCAAUUCAGGUUUGCUUUCAUAUUUUGUUGAAUAUAUUUUAAUUUUAAAAAUAUGCUUUCGUCUUUUACAAAACAUAUCUCUACAUUAAAAAUAUAUGUAUAGUAUAUAGUAUAUAUUUAUGUGUAUAUGUAUAUACUUUAUGGAGU
Molecule: messenger RNA, 1936 nt
Organism: Drosophila nasuta
Lineage: Eukaryota; Metazoa; Arthropoda; Insecta; Diptera; Drosophilidae
Exons: 5
Coding region: 208-999 (263 amino acids)
Biological process (GO): vesicle-mediated transport
Cellular component (GO): membrane
Source: RefSeq, a predicted model, not a curated record